UAGUUAUGGACUCAAUUUAGUAUAAAAGUCUUAAAUUUAUGUGGUUUAAGUAACAAAUUCAAUUUGUACAAUCAUUAAUCCACAAAUCUAAACAAAAUGUUCAAAUUCAUCGCUGUCUGCUUCUUCGCUUUGUUGGCUGUUGCUGCCGCUAAACCAGGUUUGGUAGCUCCCUUAGCUUACUCUGCUCCCUUGACUUAUGCCGCCGCUCCCGCUGUUGUUGGUCAUGCUUCUUAUGUAGCUCCUUAUGCUUCCACCUACAAUGCCCACCAUAUUGCUCACUCUGCUGCCUUCCCUGCCGCUUAUGCUGCUGCUCCCGUUGUAGCUGCUCAUUACGCCGCUGCUCCCGUUGUAAGCGCCGCUUAUGCUGCUCCUCUUGCCACUCCUUUCGCCGGCCCUGUUUUGUUGAAGAAGUAAAUUUGCUGAAUUUUUGCAACAUUUUUUAGACUAAAAUAAAAAGUUUUAAAAAAAUCCGA
This is a messenger RNA of Lucilia sericata (common green bottle fly), 473 nucleotides long. RefSeq names its product pupal cuticle protein C1B-like. The record is from RefSeq and is a predicted model, not a curated record. The transcript has 2 exons. NCBI's taxonomy places the organism in Eukaryota, Metazoa, Arthropoda, Insecta, Diptera, Calliphoridae. The coding region runs from base 97 to 414 and encodes 105 amino acids.